AUGGGGAACUGCUUGUAUGCGGUGGAUCCCUUCCUCUCCAAAGAAAAGAACUCAAGUACCUUGGACUUGGAAGGCUACUCUUUGAAUGGCUGGAAUUACUCUGAUUAUGAACUAUUUGACUACAAUGACAGCAGCCUGGAAGAAGCCGCCCCUUGCCUCUCCUAUAGUCUGCUCAACAACUCCUCACUGCCUUUCUUCAUCAUGACCAGCGUCCUGGGGAUCCUAACUAAUGGAGCUGUCCUCCUUGCCCUUCUCAAACCCCUCUUCCACUGGGAGCUCUGUCCUGGCCGACCUAUCUUGGUACAGUUGGCUGUGGGCAGUGCCCUUUUCAGUGUGGUGGUACCCAUCCUGGCACCAGGGAUUGGCAGCUCCCAUAGCAGCAUCCUGUGUUGCAUAGGCCACUGGGUCUGGUAUGUCUCAGCCUUUGCGCAGGCUCUGUUGAUAGGGUGCCGGGCCUGCCUGGGCCCCAAGCUGAGUGCAUAUCAGGUCCGAGGCCUCACUCUGGGGCUCACUGUGGGAGUUUGGGGAGUGGCUACCCUGUUGGUACUGCCAAUCACCUUGGCCAGUGAUGCUGUCCAAGGAUUCUGCACCCUGAAAUCCAGCAAGGGGUUGGGGACUUUGUACUACAUGCAUGCUGCAGCCUGUUUUGCCAUCUUCUUCUUGUUGCCACUGGGUUUGGUGGGAGCCUGGGGGCUGAAAAGGGCCUUGGGUGUAGGGCCAGGAUCCUGGGUUGAUAUCCUGUGGGUGUGGUUCAUUUUCUGGUGGCCUCAUGGGUUGGUUCUGGGAUUGGACUCCUUGGUGAGGUCCAGAGUCUUGCUCCUAUCAACAUGUUUAGCUCAGCAUGUCCUGGACUUGCUGCUGCAUCUGGCAGAAGCCCUGGCCAUCUUGCAUUGUGUGGCUAUGCCCCUGUUCCUGGCUUUGUUCUGUCACCAGACCACCCAUACUUCCUUGCCCUCCACAUCCCUCCCUACAAGAUGGUCUUCUCAUACGGACACCCUUGGAGGCAAAUCUUAG
Molecule: messenger RNA, 1014 nt
Organism: Orycteropus afer afer
Lineage: Eukaryota; Metazoa; Chordata; Mammalia; Tubulidentata; Orycteropodidae
Gene: ACKR1
Product: atypical chemokine receptor 1 (Duffy blood group)
Biological process (GO): chemokine-mediated signaling pathway; inflammatory response; regulation of chemokine production
Cellular component (GO): membrane
Molecular function (GO): C-C chemokine binding
Source: RefSeq, a predicted model, not a curated record